Molecule: messenger RNA, 372 nt
Organism: Cetraspora pellucida
Lineage: Eukaryota; Fungi; Glomeromycota; Glomeromycetes; Diversisporales; Gigasporaceae
Source: the annotation of a GenBank genome assembly
AUGAAAAUACUUCUAUUAGAAAUGGAUUUAACUAAUAAAAUAGGUAAUAAUGAUAUGGAUGAGCUUGAAGAUGUAUUAGAAGAACUAGAAAUGUCAUAUGAUUGUAUUAAAUUGUUAGCAGAGGAAUAUGUAAAUAUAGAUAAUAAAUUACAAAUAAUGGAUACACCAACCAAAGAAUCUGUUGUUAGAGAUAUUCUCAAAAAGCAAGGUUUGGUCGACAAUAAAGAUUCAGAUAAUGAUGAGAAAGAGGAGGAGAAGGAAGUUAAAGAUGAAUGGAUUCUAUAUAAUGAGAAGAAAAUGGCAUUAGAAGUUGUAAAAAAGUAUCUUGAGCAAUUACAAUUUGCUACAGAAGAUGAUAUUUAUUUGUUAUAA